AGAUCCUAUUUGGCCCGUGCCCAGGCUGAGGGCUAUUUUGGCAAUAGUAACACGACUCUGUCAAAUCCGCUCAACAAUACAGCCACCAGUCUUGCUAGCCAACAAGCGCCGAAAAUUAUUAGACCAAUUGCGAGUAAACCACAAUUGGCCAAUUUUGGAUUUUUACCAAUAGGACAUACAAUGCCCGUAACACCCUCAUUAAACUGUCGCACCUCGACAAUAACGUCAGGCUGCAGCAACAAUGCCUCGGCGGUCUCCGCCACAAUAUCGACACCUAUGGGUAAAAUUCUCGAAAUGGAAACAAACAACAAAGACGACGAAGGCGGUGACAUUGAAGUUGAUGAAUUAGAUCGACAAUCAAUGACGUCCAAGGGACGUAACUAUGCCCCCCCUUCGGCAAUUGUCACAAACAAUGCUCCUCCCACUCACGAGGAGGACGAUGAGGAUGUGGAAGUUUUUAUCGACACAACUUCGGAAGACGCUGAUGUAGUUGUUGAAUGUGAUAUACAACAAAAAAUAUCCUUCAAAAAUCAGAAUCAUAAAACUGCAAAUACUGGCAAGGAGUCGGCGGCAGCGGCGGCCUCCUCACAUCACUCCAGCUCGCAUGGACACAAUAGGAGACAUGAUAAAACACACAAGAAAUCAUCACACAGCAGAUCAGAUAAACGUCGAAAGUCUGGCAACAAUAAUUCGUUGUCCUCGACGGGCCUGCAAGUGGCCAAGGCUCCCAUACCAGCCUCACAACUGGAUACGUCAGAGGCCAAUAAGGUGAUUAUUGAUGUGGCCAGUUGUGAUGGCCCGGUGCGUUUCAAACGUAUACUCAACACAGCCUACGGCCAUAAACCAGAAACAUGUUCAGCUGCAGCUGCAGUAGGCUCUGCUAAUCACCAUCACAUGAAUGUGACACCCGGCCAAGAACGUUCCCUACAAAGCGUUUCCUUGUCCUUUCAUCAACAAAUGGCAAAAACCAUUAGCCAACAGCAACACCUCAACAAUGCCGAAGAAUCCGAGAAUAGUGAGACAUCAAAUGGCAGUAUUGGUACAGGGAACAAUGGGGGUGGGGGUGGUGUUGCUGGCGCUCCGAAACUUGGCCGUAAAAUACAAAAUGAAAUUUUCGUUUGUGUCUACUGUAAACACACAUUCAAAUCACAAUACUGUUAUCAGAAACAUGCUAAGCGCCAUCUAAAUCCAUUAACCUUACAAGCUACUUGUGUUCCCCCGCCUGAAAAAAGGACCAUCAACGAUGAGAGCAGUUCGACAAUGACCACAACAGCAGUGGCAUCAUCAUCUUCAUCGCUUAUGGCCACAACGGAACAACAAUCAUCAUCAAAUUUACAAAAAAUACGACCAUUUGUGUUGAGGAAUUCCGGAAUGAGUGGACAGCAAUCAGGCGGCGGCAGUAGUACUAGCGCUGACUUUUUAAGACGCGAAGUUCGUCCCUUGGAUAUGAAUGUACAAUAUUAUCCGUGCAAGACGUGUGGCUGUAAAUUUCCCAGUUACUAUUUUGUACACAAACAUCGUAAAAUGUGUCAUGCCGAGGAGGAGGCAGCUGCUGCGGCAGCGGUCCAGCAAAAUGUCAAUGGCAAUAAUGGUGGUGCUGGUACUGGUACUAGUACAUCAUCAUUGGAAGAAUCUGCCCAGACAGCUAAUGAGGACGACAAUCAUCACAUGGAUGAAGAGGCGAAGGAGAAAAACUAAACUUUACAAGACGAGAUCAAUUGACGUCUUUAAUUGGAAAAAAGAAAAAAUUGAAAAAAGAAAGUAAAAUGACAAAGAAAAAAAUUAAAACACACACACAUAUCGAGCUUUAGCAUUAAAUGUCAAAACAAAACAAAGGAAAAGGAUAUCUAUUUCUAUGAAA
Musca domestica (house fly) is the source of this 1861-nucleotide messenger RNA. RefSeq lists its product as uncharacterized. The coding region runs from base 181 to 1698 and encodes 505 amino acids. The record is from RefSeq and is a predicted model, not a curated record. The transcript has a single exon. NCBI's taxonomy places the organism in Eukaryota, Metazoa, Arthropoda, Insecta, Diptera, Muscidae.